This is a messenger RNA of Homarus americanus (American lobster), 968 nucleotides long. RefSeq lists its product as uncharacterized. Gene Ontology annotation, molecular function: flavin adenine dinucleotide binding; sarcosine oxidase activity. The record is from RefSeq and is a predicted model, not a curated record. Lineage: Eukaryota; Metazoa; Arthropoda; Malacostraca; Decapoda; Nephropidae.
GGGAACAUUGAUGGAGUUUAUGUUUUACCACCCAUCAAGUACCCAGAUGGUAAUUGGUACUUGAAGCUGGGUCAUGGAAGGGCUUAUGAAGAGAGGAAGACCACGUUGUGUGAAGUUAGAGAAUGGUACAUCCAGCAGUCUGGCCUUCCUGAGUGUGUGGAUGAGUUGGUAAAAUACUUCUGUCAUCUUUUACCUGGUCUAACAGUGGAGAAAGUGUCUGGAGAUGGAUGCCUGACAUCCCAUACACCUACCUCAUACCCAUAUAUAGACACAGUCACAGAUGGCUUUGGUGUGGCUCUGGGUGGAAAUGGAUGUGCAGCCAAAGCCUGUGAUGAAGUUGGUCGACUUGCUGCUCGUCUUGUUGUUCUUGGGGAGUGGGAAUCUGAAGUUCCUAAAGAAUGCUUGAAGAUCAUAUGGAAACCAUCUCAGCUAUGAGUUGAUAUGAUUAUUAAACCUUAAAUUGUGCCAUACAAAUCUGUGGCUACCUUUUCUGUGUGCCAAAUAGUUAGCUCUUAAAAUUUUUCAAUUUACUACAGGUUGAGAAUCCUUUUGACUUAUUCAGCCUGGACCUUUCUGGGUGAGUGUUAGGUCACCCAGAGGGGUCCAGGUCAAAGUCUAACUAUCAAAAAUUUUUUCUUUUUAAGCAUUUUAACUGCAUAGAGUAUAUAGACAUACAGUCUACACCUAAAUGUGUGACCUAGUAAAAUUAUAUUAUAGCCCCUAUACAGUGUAUCCUUUACCCUGUAUCAGGGUAUAAAUUAUAUAAAUCUGAACAGUUGUUUUAUAACAACAGUUACAGCAGUUGUUUACAAGUACUGACUGCCAGGAUAUUUAACUAGACAUUAAACAUGUCUAAUGUUUCGUUUCUUAGAGAAGCAUUAAAUAUUUUUAAUACUGUUUGUUACAUUAAAUAAGUUUAUAAAGGUUAAAUAAAUAAAUAUAAACUGAAGACAUUUGUUAUGCUCUUU